CGAAGAUAUAGAAAACACGUAUACAGUCUACUUCUUUUUUCUAACAGGAGUAAAUAUGUUUGUUCUAUCAAUCACUGGACUUCAGGUUGUGUUAAAAUUAGGCAGCAUUGAUGAUGUCGUUAAGUAUACUAAUUAUACCAUUUUACUGGUGGUUCAUCUUCUAUUUAACAGUGUGCCAGCGCAAAGAUUAGUGGAUCACAGUUUAAUGAUAUCCGAAUCAGCUUAUAAAAGUGGUUGGUAUCAAAUGUCAGCAUCGAACAGAAAAGCCGUACUUUAUAUAAUAAUGAGGAGUUCGAAACCAUGCAAAAUCACAGCCGGAAAAUUUUACGUAAUGUCAAUGGAAUGUUUCAGCAAGGUUAUUCGAACUGCAUCGUCUUAUUUUACUGUGCUCAUUUCAAUGCGAUGAUUUUUUCUUUAAUUGAUCAAAUUAUCGUAUUAUUAUUAAAAUUAUGGAAUUUAU
This is a messenger RNA of Belonocnema kinseyi, 460 nucleotides long. RefSeq names its product odorant receptor 30a-like. Gene Ontology annotation, cellular component: plasma membrane. Gene Ontology annotation, biological process: detection of chemical stimulus involved in sensory perception of smell; sensory perception of smell. The record is from RefSeq and is a predicted model, not a curated record. The transcript has 4 exons. Bases 56 to 406 code for a protein of 116 amino acids. NCBI's taxonomy places the organism in Eukaryota, Metazoa, Arthropoda, Insecta, Hymenoptera, Cynipidae. Gene Ontology annotation, molecular function: odorant binding; olfactory receptor activity.